GUUCCGGUUGAAGGCAUUUCCUUCACGUUGGCCAACCAGCGCUGGCAGGGGUGCAAGCAACACUGCGCAAACGCAGCUGGCGGCAAGACGUCCACGGUACUUUGCAUAUGGUUUGGGCGGCGCUUUGGCGCUUGGCUGUCUGGACGAAGGAUUUCGUCGCUGCAUAGAAUUUUGGGUCGUCGUAUUUCCUCUUUGGUGUCAUUAUUUUUGGGUCGACAAGGUGUCGCAUCGCAAAGGGGGACCCAAAGGUGAUGAGCAGCGAGAUGCUGAAUUCAGCAAGUUGCAUGCCCGAUACUCCCCCAUAAUCCGUCGAGCUACGUUGUACAUGCGUGGCUUCUAUCUCAAGGCGGCGCAGUUGGUGUCCACGCGGGAUGACUUUUUGCCCGAAAUCUAUUUGGAAUGGUUGAGAAAGUUGCAGGACGAGGUCCCGAUGACCCUGUCUUCAGAAGAGGCAAAGCAGGUCAUCACGAAGGAGCUUAAGAUCGCUGGUAUCGAGGAUUUGCUAAGCGAUUGGCAAGAUGAGCCGAUUGGCACUGCAUCCAUCGGUCAGGUCUACAAGGCCCGUUUAAAGUCCACGGGUGAGGAGGUCGCGAUUAAGGUCCAAGUGCCGAAGGCUGAAAGGAUGUUCCGUGCAGACAUUUCGUGUUUAAAGAUGUUCACUUACAUGGCUAUACCUUGGGCCUACGAAAAUAUGAAAGAGAUAGAGAAACUUUUCGAGACGGAGUUUGACUACACGGAGGAGUUCCGCAACUUGGAAGCCAUGCGGUCAAAUCUGCUCCCCAAUUGGGGCCACAGAAUAUACAUCCCGAGGCCAAUUCCAGAGCUUUGCUCCCGGCAUGUUUUGGGAAUGGAACUUCUGAAGGGAGAGAAGUUCAUCACGGCCGUGCGAAGGCGGCUGCAACCUUUAGCCGAACAAAGAGGCAUAACGGUCGAGGAGUACGAGCAGGAGCAGCUAGAAGCGUUGCGCAGCGGGAAGCGAAAAGCAGAAAGUGCAGCGUGGCUUCAUUGGAAGAUGACUCUAUGGAAGUUCUGGCGAAGGUUGUGCGGGUUCAAAUCAGACCUGGAACCCAUCGAUGUUGGAGGUAUUUUCGAGAUGCUGAUGUCAAUCCACGGCCAACAAGUGCUGAAGGAUGGAUGUUUCAAUGCAGAUCCGCACCCUGGGAACAUAUUGAUGUUGGAGGACGGCAAAACGCUCGGCCUCAUAGACUUUGGACAGGUGAUGUACGUGCCCGUGGAGUUCCGUCUCAAACUUGCGCGACUCAUGCUCGCGUUGUCACGACGUAGCCCACCCGAUGUGGCUCGGUGUGAAAGUGAAAUGGGUGUAACUCGCAAGUAUUACAAGGAAGAUGUGCAGUAUCGCAUUUGCUCCUUCUGGCUCGACAGAGAUGAUGAGGAAAUUACUCAGGGCCGCAACAUCUUUGAUUUGAUGGUGUGGGGAGAGGCCGAGGAGCGCAGCAGAUCCACAAACACACGCACGCCCAGCUCUAGGUUUGAGCAUGAUCCUGCAUUGAGUGUUUUCUCAUGA
Messenger RNA from Symbiodinium sp. CCMP2456, 1525 nucleotides. The record is from the annotation of a GenBank genome assembly. Lineage: Eukaryota; Dinophyceae; Suessiales; Symbiodiniaceae.